AUGAGGGCUGCAAUAAGUGCAGAAGAAAGACUUAUUGCAACUCUCAGAUUUCUCUCCACUGGAAGAUCUUAUGAAGACUUGAAGUUUAGUACGUGCAUAUCAGCUCCCAGCUUAUCAUUUAUUAUUCCCGAGACGUGUAAAGCGAUAUUUGAUGCCUUAAAAAUGGAUUACAUGAAGGUAAUUAUUAAUAUAUUUAUAUUCAUAACAUUAAUUAGUUUACGGUAUGUCCAACGUGAACGCGGCGAACGCGAAUUUGCGAAUGAUGCGAACGAAUUCGCGUUGGCCGCAUUCGCCGCUCGCAAUCGUGUCCUACCUAUUUGCGGCGAACGCGAAUUUGCGGCCGACAAUAUUCCGAUAUUUUUUGUUUUUUGGCGUUCAGUUGUGCAGUGUGUUUUGACGUGUAAUGUGCGGUAA
Molecule: messenger RNA, 414 nt
Organism: Macrosiphum euphorbiae (potato aphid)
Lineage: Eukaryota; Metazoa; Arthropoda; Insecta; Hemiptera; Aphididae
Source: the annotation of a GenBank genome assembly